AUGGAAACAGCACUGUUCGGUGAUAUCGAGAAGUUGGCCGCCGGUAGGUCACUGACGGUUAGCGGUGAUCUGCAAAUGGAUCAAGCGGUGCCGCUGCCGAGCUUUGGAUGGGAUUUUGCUCAUAAUGGAGCGCUCAUCAACGAAUCUAAAGUGCAAAAAAACUUCAGGAAAGUGGAGCGAUGGUCAGCGAAAUCAACGGAAGAUGCGAAUACUUUCGUUUUCAGUUAUCAAGUGCGCAUUCCCGAGCAACUGUUCACGUAUAGAACUGGCCUUUUCGAACUGCUCAAAUUUGCUUGGAUACAAUAUUUGAGUAUUUUUGUUGUUGUUCAGUUUGCUCUUCAAAACCUUCUUAAGUUCAUUUUUGAGAAUCGCAUUCUUUCAACGAUUGUUUCAAGCGACAAUAAACAUUUUGACUGA
Molecule: messenger RNA, 417 nt
Organism: Anisakis simplex (herring worm)
Lineage: Eukaryota; Metazoa; Nematoda; Chromadorea; Rhabditida; Anisakidae
Source: the annotation of a GenBank genome assembly